Molecule: messenger RNA, 3642 nt
Organism: Lathyrus oleraceus (garden pea)
Lineage: Eukaryota; Viridiplantae; Streptophyta; Magnoliopsida; Fabales; Fabaceae
Product: F-box/LRR-repeat protein 15
Exons: 17
Coding region: 382-3288 (968 amino acids)
Molecular function (GO): protein binding
Source: RefSeq, a predicted model, not a curated record
AUAAUGUACUUGAAAAACAUUACACAUAAACUGAAACAGUAAACUGAACUAAAGACCUCAAAAACGACGUCGUUGAAAUGGUCAUUUCUCUGCGAACAAAAAAGUAGGAAAACCAAACCCAAAAAAACAUCUCAACAAACUCAAAGCAGCUUCUUCCAAGAUCUGAUCAGAUCUAUUCAAGCUCUCCUUCUUCCUCUCUCUCUUUCCCAUUUUCUUUCUCUCUCUAACUCUUUCUCUCUCCAAUUCACCGAUCAAUUUCUCCGUUUCCGAUAUUUCUUUCACCAUCGCCGCCGGUUAGGGUUUCUUCAACUUCUUCUCGAAAUGCGCGGGAUCGAGACACACGGUUCGUGAACAACACUCGCCUUCAAUUUCCUCAAGUGCAUGAAUCUUUGGUGUUGUCUAUGCUUCAACCAAAAGGAAAAAGAAGAAGAAGAGGAAAGGUGUAAUAUCGUUGGACCUAUGAACAACGACGAGGACAACUUCGGAAACGUUUUUGAUGAUGAAGAAGGUGAAGACAUAAAUUAUGACGCCAGAUUUAUUGACUAUGGGAGAGAUGCGUUUGGUUUGUGGCACUCGGAAGGAGAAAGUAGCUCUGUAAACGCCGCUGUAGCUCCGGGGAGUCCUGUCGCUGAUGAGAGCCGCGAUUCGUCUCACAAGCGCGCUAAGUUCUACAAUGAGUGUCACUUUGAUGACCCAACAUCGUCUAGUAAAGUGAAAUAUUCUAUGGAUUAUGGAGAUUUUGAUGCUUCUCUCCGACCUAGUCAUGUCAAUUGUUAUGGAGAUUUUGCAUUGGUGUGUACUGGUGAGGAUGGUAACGGUGUGGAAGACAGGGAAGGGAAUGAUAGCGACAGUUCACAACUAGAAGAACAAGAGGUUGUCAGGAUGGAUCUUACGGAUGACCUGUUGCAUAUGGUUUUCUCAUUUCUGGAUCAGACCAAUCUCUGCAGAGCUGCCAGAGUUUGUAAGCAGUGGCGAGCUGCUAGUACUCAUGAAGAUUUCUGGAAGAAUUUGAAUUUUGAAAAUCGGGACAUAUCUGAAGAACAAUUUGAGGACAUGUGUAGACGUUAUCCAAAUGCUACAGCAUUGAGCAUAUCAGGACCUGCUAUUUAUUUGUUGGUCAUGAAGGCUAUCUCUUUGUUAAGGAAUCUUGAGGUUCUGACAUUAGGAAGAGGACAGAUAGGGGAUGCUUUUUUUCUUGCUCUACCCGAUUGUUCUAUGUUGAGAAAAUUGAAUAUCAAUGACUCUACACUUGGCAAUAGUAUUCAGGAGAUAUCUGUCGUUCAUGAGAAAUUGUGUCAUCUUGAAUUAACAAAAUGUCGUGUCAUGCGAAUACAAGUCAGGUGCCCACAACUUAAAACUUUGUCGUUGAAGCGCAGUAACAUGGCACAAGUUGUUCUUAAUUGCCCUCUGUUGCAUGAACUUGAUAUAGGCUCUUGCCACAAACUUCCUGAUGCUGCUAUUCGAGCUGCUGCAACUUCAUGCCCUCAAUUGGUGUCGCUGGACAUGCGGAAUUGUUCUUGUGUCAGCGAUGAAACACUCCGUGAAAUAGCACAGCACUGUCCUAAUCUUGGUUUUCUUGAUGCUUCAUACUGCCCAAACAUAUCUUUGGAGUCUGUUCGACUCCCAAUGUUGACAAUUCUAAGGCUUCAUAGCUGUGAGGGCAUCACUUCUGCGUCAAUGGCAGCAAUAGCUCAUAGUUCUAUGUUGGAGGUUUUGGAACUUGACAAUUGCAGUCUAUUGACUUCAGUGUCAUUGGAUCUUCCGCGUUUGCAAAAUAUUAGAUUGGUGUACUGUCGCAAAUUAGCAGAUUUGAACUUGAGGGCUAUAUCGCUUUCUUCUAUACAAGUGUCUAACUGCUCUGUACUCCACAGGAUCAAUAUCACUUCAAAUUCACUUCAAAAAUUAGCAUUGCAAAAGCAGGAUAGCUUAACUACAUUAGCACUGCUAUGCCAAUCUUUACAAGAAGUGGACCUCUCUGAGUGUGAAUCUUUGACAAAUUCUAUAUGUGAUGUUUUUAGUAAUGGUGGAGGAUGCCCGAUGUUAAAAUCACUAGUUCUUGAUAAUUGUGAGAGCUUGACUUCAGUUCGCUUCACCAGCACAUCGUUAAUCAGUCUUUCCCUUGGUGGUUGCCGAGCAAUUACUACUCUUGAGCUAACCUGCCCUAAUCUUGAGAAGGUCAUUUUAGAUGGUUGUGAUCAUUUGGAAAAUGCAUCAUUUUGCCCUGUUGGUCUUCAAUCUCUAAAUUUAGGAAUAUGCCCAAAGUUAAACAUACUCCGCAUUGAAGCGAUGCUAAUGGUCUCACUUGAGUUAAAAGGAUGUGGCGGUCUGUCUGAAGCAUCCCUUAAUUGUCCUCUCUUGACAUCUCUUGAUGCUUCCUUUUGCAGUCAACUCACUGAUGAUUGCUUGUCUGCUACCACCCGUGCAUGUCCACUAAUUGAGUCAUUAAUAUUGAUGUCAUGCCCGUCGAUCGGGUUAGAUGGACUCUGUUCCCUGCAGUGGCUCCCAAAUUUAGCUCUUCUUGACUUAUCAUACACUUUCUUGGUGAAUCUGCAGCCUGUUUUUGACUCUUGUUCACAGCUAAAGGUAUUAAAGUUGCAGGCAUGCAAAUUUCUCACUGACUCAUCACUUGAACCUCUUUACAAGGGGGGUGCUUUACCAGCUCUUCAGGAGUUGGACUUGUCUUAUGGAACUUUGUGUCAGAAGGCCAUAGAAGAGCUUCUUUCUUGCUGCACUCACCUUACACGUGUGAGUUUGAAUGGCUGUGUGAAUAUGCAUGAUUUAAACUGGGGGUACAGUCGAGGGAAUUUUCCUGAGUUACCUGGCGUAAGUGUCCUAUCCAUUGCAAGUUCCUAUGAAAAUAUCCACGUGUCAAGCGAGCAACCCACCCGAUUACUUCAGAACCUCAAUUGUGUGGGUUGUCCUAACAUUAGGAAGGUUUUCAUCCCAUCAACAGCACACUGUUCCCAUUUACUAUUUUUAAACCUUUCUCUGUCCGCUAAUUUGAAGGAGGUUGAUGUAGCUUGUCUCAACCUAUGCUGGCUUAAUUUAAGCCACUGUUCUUCAUUGGAAGUUUUGAAGCUAGAGUGUCCAAGAUUGACCAAUCUAUUCCUUCAGUCUUGCAACAUUGACGAGGGAGCUGUUGAGGCUGCUAUUUCAAAGUGCACUUUGUUGGAGACUCUUGACGUUCGCUUUUGUCCUAAGAUAAGCUCAACGAGCAUGGUAAGAUUUCGUGCUGCAUGUUCUGGUUUGAAACGUAUAUACAGCAGCCUUGCAACUUCAUCAGCGUGAUUUAGGAUCUAAGAAGUUUUGCGGUGCUUGUUCACUCGGAGAGAUGGCACACUUUUGGCAAUAAAUCUGGUUAUUUCCUAAUGUAUUGUAAAUGUUUAACUUAUUAUUGUUGUGUGUUUGGCAGGCUAUCUUCAUGCAUUGCCACAAUAAGUUAUGGCUGUUCUAAUUGUUGUAAAUUUAUAUUCCAAUUUGUUGUUGCAUAUUUUAUUCUGAAGUGGUCUGUCUUGCCUUUCUCUUGUGAAGAAUAGGUGUAUGUCUGAUCCUUUCAUGUGCAUUUUAUGUUGUAAUUUUUGUACUAACUGAUGCGGCAUAUUGACAGUUGUAUUUUUAUAUUGCAAGUUUCUUUGACAUCAA